CAAAGAGCACGGGACGGUCUUGGGCUUCAGCCCGCAAUAGCUAGCUACAUAGCCCCAAACCCUGACUUUUGUUUCCUCCAUCACCACAACGCUCGCGGUGUGCCACAUCAAUGACGCGUCUUACUGGGUAAGUCAUUUAUCCGUUUUUCUACAGGUCUGUUCGACCUGCAAGCCUCAGACCAGUCUCAAAAGAAAAUUCAAAAGCAAAUAAGCGUUAGCCUUGGGCGCCGUGUCUGCCGGGGCCCAACCAGUCAAAAAAUCACAGCGUACUGGUGCUUCUGCCAUCUGCUACCAAAUUUCUCCGCCGCAACACUCGACUUCUGAAACACUGCAUUUACAUUCUACUCGGCUCGGAAAUCCAUCCAUUCCCUGUCCCUCACAGUAUGGGCCGUGUUUGCGCCGAUUGCGGGCGCAAUCUGCCCCAAACAUCCUAUACGGCCAACCAGUGGUCGAAAGGCCAAGGCAAUUCCAGAUGUGCGGGUUGCGUUCACGGGCAUCACUCGGACUUACCAGCGGCGCAGCCAUCUGACAGCGGCCGUUACAAUGACGCCAAUAAAGCUCUGAUCCCCAACUAUGACCUCAGAAACCCAUUUGCUUCGGGUGCCUUCCGCUGGGUCGCCAAGGGAAAAUACACCAGCGGUAGCCGUGCAGGCCAGGCUUGUGUUGUGAAGUGGUUCAAGACGGGGGCAGUCUUCGACGGGGACUACUUCACUCUCGACAUCAAGGCUGUCGACAAAGCAUUGGAGAUCGUCAAUCGAUUCAACCAAUUGGCCAUUGUGGAUAAAGCCGUCAUGAUCAAUGUGCCCUCCGUCUGGACGUUCGAUGAAGACUGUUCUGAUGAUUGGGCUGGAAAAAAGGUGCUUUGCGAACCGUUCAUCCAGAACUACCAGAAGUUCAACAGCAAUUCCGGCUGGAACGACGAUUCGAGGGCAUGGGCAAGGGUCAUGCAGGCAUUGAGCCACUUCAGCUACCAUGUCUCGGGAGGCAACUUUGUCCUGUGCGACCUUCAGGGCGGCAUCUACCAGCACGAGAUUGUUCUAUCCGACCCGGUUAUACUGUCCCGGACCCGGCAGUAUGGCGUCACCGAUCUUGGCCCGGAGGGCAUCAGCUCUUUCUUCAGUCAACAUCGAUGAAACAAUUACUGCCGGCCCCAUUGGACCCAACCUGUCAACCCCCGACAGUACUACAACCCGGUGCCGGGAACCACCAUGAUAAGUCACACGGUGUCUACCGCUGUAUCGAGGCCCGCCUACACUGGUUUCUACUAUUGAUGAAUGAAGGAUGAUCGGUACCUAAGCUGUUUGGUGGUGGGAAGAAGCCCGGUCGGCGACAAGAGGAGCAGGGAGACCGACAUCCAUCAUGUUGGGCAGUGAUUUGAGUCAUGUCAUUUCCAAGUCAGAUGAGAAUAUACCUGGUGUGUUUCUCAA
Parathielavia appendiculata is the source of this 1427-nucleotide messenger RNA. Its product is annotated as kinase-like protein. Gene Ontology annotation, molecular function: ATP binding; protein serine/threonine kinase activity. Bases 384 to 1133 code for a protein of 249 amino acids. Gene Ontology annotation, biological process: protein phosphorylation. The transcript is spliced from 3 exons. NCBI's taxonomy places the organism in Eukaryota, Fungi, Ascomycota, Sordariomycetes, Sordariales, Chaetomiaceae. The record is from RefSeq and is a predicted model, not a curated record.